Daucus carota subsp. sativus is the source of this 765-nucleotide messenger RNA. RefSeq lists its product as uncharacterized. Bases 9 to 560 code for a protein of 183 amino acids. The transcript is spliced from 5 exons. Lineage: Eukaryota; Viridiplantae; Streptophyta; Magnoliopsida; Apiales; Apiaceae. The record is from RefSeq and is a predicted model, not a curated record.
AUCACUUUAUGUGUGUUGUUAAAAUUAUAAAUGUCGAAGAAAGUGGAAGUUGGUGGUAUAUAAGCUGCAUAGGAUGCGCAGAAGAAGUUUCUAAAGAGGAAGGAAGAUACAAAUGCAUCUGUGGUUCCAAUAGUCCAGUGGCAGAAAAAAGGUACAAAAUUGUGGUUCUUGCUGGGGAUGAAACAGAAGCAUUGAAUUUCGUUCUUCUAGACAGGGCUGCUAGAAGAAUUGUUGGCCAAACAGCAACCAAGCUCAUUUCUGAUAAUCUGCAGACCGCUUCAGCUUCUGGAUACCCGGCAAAGAUUAAAGAAAUGAUCGGGAAGGAGUACACCUUUGAUAUUGAGGUCAAAGAGGAGAAUGUCGUAGCUAAGAGUAAGAUAUUCUAUGUUAAUGAUGCAUUUCAAGCUUCUAAUUCAUUUGGAGCAGACAAGUCAUCCGAUGUGAUGAGGGAAGGCUUGAGUACUUCCAGUUUUGCUGAGAGCAAGAUCGACCUAACCAAAACAGAAGACACUCCAACUUCUGAAAAAUCAGUCUACAAAAAAAUUAAGAUUGAAGGUUGAAAUGUGCUUGAUGGAAUUUUCUGUUGGGAUCUUAAAGAAGUAGAAUGGCUUGGAUGGAGAUUUCUCUUUUUUUCUAGAUGUAGUUUUAAAUAAAUGACUUUGCUGUUGAAGUCUAGGAUUUGCUCGGAUUGUUUGUGUGUUUUUCAAUUGGUUGUUUUAGUACUAUGUUUCAUGAAUUCCUUCCGUUUGCACUAUUUUAUAUAUA